UAAUAGAUCACAUUUUUGUCUUUAUCGUUAGUUUUGUAAUAUUGAGGACAAAAAGCCUUUUUAAAGUCAAUUAAGUACAUUUGCUCUGUUAAAACGUUAAAAUAGUUGACCCGGCUAAACUAUUAGUUUGUAAUAUGGGCUUUUGCCUUCAAUAUUAUUAAAUUAAAACCAAUUUCAAAAAUGUGACCAUUUUUUCAAAAAGACAAAAAUGUGACUAAAAAGGUCAUAUAUUUGGAAAAACAUAAUGUCACUGCUAGAUUUUAAGUCACUGCUAGAUUUUAUGUCACUGUAAUAUAUCAUUAUCAGAUUUUUAUGUCACUUUUAUACGUCACUAUCGAUUUUUUUGUCACUUUUAAAUAUCACUAUCGAUUUCCAUAUCUUUUUCGGGUGUCAUCACCGCCGUGAAACAUGUCACUAUGAUUGCCGAAGAACUUUCCUACAACUUUUCCCGUAAAUAGUGACUUCCACGACUGACCAAUGAGCAUAUGCCACCGUAACCCGCCACCCCAGCCCGUCCACAAUGACAUCCCACCAUCACCUGGUAAACCCCAUGCCCCAUCCAGCACAGUGCCCGGCGCCCCUGGGGCCGUCGCCAUCGCCGGCGUUGCCCCCACCCUCCUCAACCCCCCUCCCUACCACAACCCCCCAGCACCCUUCCCAGUGGCCAACGACCUCUUCAGCCUUGCUCCCCAACCACCGCACCACCACCUACAACCCUAACCUCCAGAUUUACCUGCGUCGCCGCUCCCCUGCCACCUUGCCACCACAAUCGCCAAACCAGACCUCGAAUUAAGACCCCAGGUCGCCUAGAGCCUCGAGCACCACCCCCGUCUGCAACCCUACCCCCGAUCCACGCCAUCACCAAACCAGAAGCUCAGUUUUGUCCAGUCCAUGUCAGAGAUAAAUUCGAAAUCAACCCUUGAUAUACAGCACCGACGACGAAUCAAUAACACUACCGCCCCUAGCACCACCUUCGAAGCUCGAAUUUGCUCCUUAGCAUUCUGAAUCGACUGCCUAUGUUCCCUAUGUCGUCACAGAGAAAGAGAAGAAAAAGAAGGUGACGGAGUGCAGGAAGAUGGUGCAUCUGCGAAGACGACGAUGUUGCUGCUGCGAAGGCUAUGGUGUUGCUGCUGUGAAGGCUAUGGCGUUGUUGUUGCGAAGGCUAUGGUGCAUCAGAAGCUAUCGAAGAUAUAGAUCUGGCUUGCUUCUCUUGGAUGUUGCGUAGUUACUGCGGAUAAGUCGAGGAGAUCAGUUUUAUGUCCAGGUCAAUUUUAGUUAUAUAAUUGUCCGGUAAAAGAUUGGUAGUAAUAUUUGUGCCAUUUAUUCUUGUAAUAUAUCGUUGUAUUUCAAGUAAUCAAGUAACUAAUCUAUAAACUCUAAUUUCAUCUAGUUCACUCAUUUUCACAUUUGCUCUUCAUUUUACAUUUCUCACAUAUGCUCUCUCUUCUCUCUAUCUUCAUCUUAUAUUUCUCUCAUCUGCGAAGAGAAGGGAGAGCAGUCGAGAAAAAUAUAAGAUAAGAGCGUAAGUGAAAACGAGUAGACUGGAGGAAAAUCGAGGUUAUAGAUUAAUUUUUUGAUAACUCGGAAUGCAAUUUGAUCUGCUAUUUUAACAUUUUGACUAUAAAAAUACAGGUUCAUCAUCACUACUUACUCUUAUCCAAACCAUUCGUGUACCGACCAUUUUCUAGUUCCAGAUCCUCAUUCUAUACUCUCUGCUAGUUCACGUGAGUAUCCUCCGAAGCUUUUGGCGGUCUGAUACUCUCUUCUCAGCUCUUUUCUUAACUAUCAUUACUCUUCAGCAUUUGCUUCCUCGCAGUUGAACUUACCUCCGGAUCCGGAUCACUUCGAAUUUUUUGUCGCUGCAAAGGUCUGAUUGAAGUGCAGAUCGUGAUAGUUUGAUUGAAAGUCCAUUCUUUAAAUUGGUACUGUUUCUCUUCUUCCAUUGAUCACGAGGUUCAUAGUGGUAAUAUUAUCCGUGUGAAUAAAAUCGAAUACUGUUGAACUAGUUGUUCUGAAAUGGAACCUUCUAUUGGGUUGAGUCCAUCCACAACAGAAAACACGAUGGACUUAGACUCAGAUCUUCAAAGUUUCCAAUUGGAAUUAGCUAAAGAAGGGUCAAGAUUCGAUCAUGAUUUCCGUUCCAUGAGUCCGCUUGAAAUUCUGAGAGAAACAGUGUGGAUUCUCCGGUACAAUUCGACGGGGUUGUUAUCUAUAAUGGCCUUGUUAAUUUUUCCAGUGUCUGCCUUGCUUUUGUCGAAUGUCUUGGUGAAUCAGUCCCUUGUGAAGAAACUGACGAUAAGGAUUUUGCUGGCUCUGAGAUCCAGUGGAAUUUCACUCAGGCCUUUCAUCGAACAGCUUGUUCACAAGUUCUCGGAAAUGGUGGUAGCAACCGCAGUGUCUUUCCCUCUAUGCGCUACAUCCUUGUUGCUGUCUAAAGCUGCCAUUAUUUACUCAGUGAAUUGUACUUACUCACGUGAACAUUUUGAUGCCUUGAAGUUCUACGUGAUAAUUACCAAGAUUUGGAAGCGAAUCGUCUUCACUUAUUUAUGGGUAUGCACUGCUAUUUCUGGUUGUCUCACGUUGUUCAUUGUGAUCCUGGUUGCUAUUACCACAUUGUUUUCAAUAUCAGGAUUCCCUUCAAAUUCAAUCUUAUACCCUUCCAUUGUACUCGUGGCAAUCUUCUCAAUUAUAAUAGCCAAUUGCAUAGUUAUUUGCAACAUUGCUAUUGUUAUUUCAGUGUUGGAAGAUGCGUCAGGCCUACAAGCAUUGCUUAAGUCCAAUUCCCUCAUCAAAGGGAAAACAAGGGUUGGUGUCCUUGUGUUUUUUGGAAUGAUCAUCGGGAUGGCAUUUGUGAAGGGCUUGUUUGAGCAUAGGGUGAAAACUAUAAGCUAUGGGGAUGGAUCUUCGAGGUUAUGGGAAGGCCCGCUUUUGGUGACAAUGCACUCGUUUUUGCUGCUUUUGGAUUCUAUGAUGUUUACUGUUCUUUACUUUACCUGUAAAUCCGGUAGAAUAAUAGAAACACGUAAUGAAGAGAGUCAACCAAUAUUGGAAGCCACAAAGUAUCCAUCAACAUCAACUGAGGCUCAAUGAACUUUAUCUGUGAAUAGAAGUGAAGUGCACUGAUUAUGACUAGCAAAGCCAUUUGAAGGUUGGUAAGUGUAUGCAUCCGCUGUAUAAAAGUUUGAAUGUUUUAUUGGUUAUAUUAAUUCUUUUGAGAAUAGGCAAGUGGUGCUCGGCAAGGUUUUCUAUGGACAGAACUGCCCUCUGUAGAAAGUUUCGAUCUGUAUUCAGCAUUUGAAUAAAAUAUAUCCACUUGGGAUUGAUAUUGAGAUUAGAUUUAGUGGGAUGGUACAUGGACAAUUGUUAUCUACGUGAUCCCAUCCUUGCUGAAAAAUGUUGGAUUUAUGAGAAAAUUGUUCUUUAAAAGUUUGAAGGUCAUGCAAAUAUAACGUGUGGAAAAAGAAGGAAGAAAUCUGCACAUAUAUAAAAGUUUGUAUGGAUCCACUUUCCAGCUAGGAAGAUUGAAGGUCAUGCAAAUAUAUAAAAAUCAUGUUUUAAGUAAGCUUUAAAAGUUAAAUUUGAUAGCAUGAAUAUGACUGAAACAUUUAGCACAUUCAAGCAUUUCAGCCGAACAACCCUUACCAAUCGGGGCAGUAAAUUGACCUCUGAGUUUAAAUGCAAAAUUGUUUUAUCUCCAUUUGUGCAGAUUUCUUCUUUCUUUUUCCACAUGUUAUAUUUGCACAGUUUGUGCCCAAGAUUUUAAGUAUCUAUUUGCUGAACAAUUAUUGUUAAUAGAUGUUGUCUACUGAAACCAAUAUAAGAUGUCUUUCUGUUGUUGAAUGUGGAGCUGAUUUUAGGUUAUGAUAUUAAUAAUCAUCUUGCAAGUUGCAAUGCUUACAUUGUGCUUCUGUGUUUUUAUUAAUUUAUUUUGGUAGUUAGCUACUUUCCACCAAAGUAAUCGUCCAUCAUGCAUGCAUGUUGGAGGAAGAUGUAUGGUAUAUUGAUAAUGACGCACAUGUGGAUGAUUUGUGGUUAUCAAUGGUGUUCACUAUUAACAAAGUGGCGAAGGAGAUACUCGGAGAAUCUAAAGGAUGUCUGCCACAAAAAAAGACACGUCUUGGUGGAAUGAUGAGGUGAAACAAGCAAUAAGGAUCAAAAGGGAAUGCUAUAAGAAAUUAGGCAAAAGUUGGAGUGACGAGAACAUAGAGGAGUAAAAGAAGGCUAGAAGAAGAGCAAUGAAAGGUUUGAAGGAAGCCAUAAAAAAAGUGAACAAGAAAUUGUAUGUAAAAUUGGACUCUAAUGAAGGAGAAAAGGAUAUUUACAGACUUGCUCACCUUCGUGACCGUAGGACUCAAUAUAUCAGAAAAGUUAAGUGUGUGAAUGAUGUCGAUCAAAAGGUACUAAUGGAGGACGGGGAAAUAAAAGAGAGAUGGGGGUGAUACUUUGAUACCUUGUUCAACGGGAAUAAAGUACAAGGUAUUGAUGAUCUCACUAUACCAUAGUGUAUGGUAAAUCGGGACUUCGUGAGAAGGAUUCAAACAACAGAAGUUAAAGAAGCUAUGAAAAAUGGGGCGGAAGAAAGCAGUGGGCUCAGAUGGCAUACCGAUCGAGACUUGGAGAAGUUUGGGAGAGAAAGAUAUUGAGUGGCUAACAUGUUUCUUCAACAUGAUUUGGAGAAACAAUAAAAUGCCGGUGAGUUCGUGAAAGAGUAUUCUCAUUCCCCUAUUUAAAAAUAAGGGUGGUGUACAAGAAUGUGCCAACUAUCGAGGGAUUAAGCUUAUGAGACACACCAUGAAACUUUGGGAGCGAGUGACUGAGCAGAGACUUCGUAAAAGUGUGAAAGUUUCGGAGAAUCAAUUUGGUUUUAUGUUUGGACGCUCAACAAUUGAGGUCAUUCACCUUCUUAGACAAGUUGUGGGGAAGUAUAGACACACCAAAAAGGAUAUGUAUUUGGUGUUCAUUGACUUAGAAAAUGCAUAUGAUAGGUGUAACACCGUCCCCAAUUAUAUUUACUUUUAUGUAAAUCAUGUAUUGAACCUUAUGAACUGGUUAAUGAAUUUACGAGGUUGUAAAUUUUUGUUAUUACUUUUGCGUGAAUAGUGAAUUGCACGUGGGGUGCACAUCGGGAGCAGGACCACUAUUUAUUCCUGAGACCACAUAUGAUAUUCAUCUUGGUCUAGAUAAUAUACAUAUGGUGGUGGAAAUCUUAGUUGGGCCAUGACAAAGGCAUGGGGUUGACCGAUUGGUCAAAUGAGGCCCAAUUACCGGUAUUGGGAAUUUAACGGAUAACAGUCCGAAAUGAAUUUCGGAGACUUCUAAAAUAAAGUUGGGAAAUGUAUAUUCAUUCUAAAGGCCUAUAGUGAAACGGAUCAUGUGACAUAUUUUAUUCGGCCCGAUAAAAUAAAAUAUAAUUAAAACAGUCCGAGAAAUACAACUUUUGGUGGGCGAUUGUACAAUUCGGGACUUAUUGGGAUGACCACCCACAUGAGUGGGGGCCACCCCAUUAAUUUGUCAAACAAAGGGAGCUUGAUUUAGUGCAAAGGAGUGACUGAGCACAUUUGAAAGGAUGGGGGAGACCAUCUUGACACCCAAGGGGCCCCUCUCACACUCGUUUGACCUAUGAGACAAAAAGGAAACCCCUCCCCCCUUUCCUCAUUAUUGUACCUCGCCUAAACCACCAAAAAAGGAGGAAGAAGCUCUGUAAACUCCAUCUCCAUUGUUGCAAGUCGAGCACAAGCAAGGUUGGUCCAAGGAGGAAGUUAAAGAAGGGAAAAAGUUAGGAAAAAUGUGAAGGAUUAAGGAACUUGUAUAAGGUGUUCCUAGAGCUUUCACGGAGUUGAAAGAGUCACCGGAGUAAUCACCGGAGCUAGACAAAGUUCGCCGGAGUUCAACCGGGAAGGGUAGAACUUCUAAAAAACUCAUUCAAGGUUGAAGCCAGGACUUGCUACCUGCACCUUCUUACGGGUGAAGUCAUUCAAGGAAGAUGUGGUCUGUGCUUCCUUAUUUCAUUUCAAACUACCAAACACUUGCUCAUGGAUAUUUGAUUUACUAUAAACUAUUUUGGGCCUGUGAGCGCAUGUUUUGGCUGGUUGUGGCCCAUGCUUUACUGUUGAAUAUUUCCGCUAUUCAUUGGUUUAAAUGUAAUGUUGUUAUGUAUGUUUA
Messenger RNA from Cuscuta europaea, 6162 nucleotides. The record is from the annotation of a GenBank genome assembly. Lineage: Eukaryota; Viridiplantae; Streptophyta; Magnoliopsida; Solanales; Convolvulaceae.